AUGUAUUUUCUAGAUAAUUUGGAACGUUUUGUACUAUAUUUGUUAUGUGGAUGUUUUAUGGGUUUAACAAUUAUUUUAACAAUAAUUACUAUUAUUUUAUAUAAUGAAAAACGUAUAAGUACUAAAACGAUGACUCAUGAUAUUUUACCUAAUAGUUCGCCGAAUAGUUUUGUGACACAAGAAAAAAAUAAAUAUGAAUUUACAACGACAAAAGAUUAUUCUAAAUCGUAUAUACCCGUUUAUCGAUAUAAUAGUCGUGCACUUAUACACAAUUCAAUUGUGAAUGAUGAUGAUAGAAAACCAACACUAAAACAUUUUACAUCAAAUAACGGAUAUUUUCCAACAUCAUACACAUAA
Molecule: messenger RNA, 357 nt
Organism: Didymodactylos carnosus
Lineage: Eukaryota; Metazoa; Rotifera; Eurotatoria; Philodinida; Philodinidae
Source: the annotation of a GenBank genome assembly